AGCCGAUUGUUCCCGCCAUUCCACUCAGGUCACGUUGGCUACUCCACCUUUCCUGCGUCCCUCUGCAGCUUCCUCACUUCUUUCCCAAUCGUAUUAUCCAAUUUUAUGUAUAGAGCUCAUCUAUACCCGCCAACCUAGGCUCUGGCUGCUCUUUCGAAAAUAUCACUAUUCUAGUCGGAUCGCAGCGUUUCAGAAUCGAAAUAUCCAUCACAGUAACAUCUUUCUCGCAUCUGACACCAUCGCCACUUGAUCUCCAUCUCCUGCAUUCCUGAAUGAUCCAGCAUGGCGAGGAAGAAGCAUCAUCAAUCCGCGCCAUCUUCAACAGCUACAUCAACAACACCUGCAUCCAAGCCAACCACCACUGCAUCAGCAACCGAACCUUCCGCGUCUUCUUCUGAUCCGGCAACAGCACAGCAAGCAAGCGACUAUUACACUGAAACUCAAAACAAUGAGGUCGAAGUCCUACGCGCAAUCUACCUCUCCGACUUCUCUGAAAACAAAGCGAGCUCUGCAUGGAAUAAAGCAGCAAGUCCCUCGUUCAACAUCCGCUUACACGCUCACGGAGACGGAUCAAGAACCGACGGGCCCUCUUUAACACUCAAAGUCCAGCUGACGGCCACCUAUCCUCGCUCAGUCCCCUUGAUCACCGUCGAAGAUCCCAAACACAUCCGCUCUGCACAGGUUAAAGAGAUCAGUCAGUACGUCAAUGCACGAACCAAAGAGCUGCUCGGCGAGCAAAUGAUCUUUGAGAUCGCCUCAAGUGUGCAAGAACGUCUCGAGGUCAUUCUCGAUUCACUCAACAACAAAAGUCUUGAAGAAGAGCGCGCGAAACGCAUGGCCGAGCAAACAGCUAAUGAGAAGAAGCGCGCUGAAGCCGAGCGAAAGAGAAUCGAGCAAACAAACAAGGAGGAAGAAAGAGUGCUGGUCGAGAUGAUUAGCGAAGAAAUACGUCGGCGGCAGGACAAGGAGAAGAAUCGCAACGGCGCAAACCCUGUCAUUCCAGAUGAAGAGCUCACGGAGGCAACCGCCGUCGUAUUCGAUCGCAUAAUCAAAGCCAAAGUAUCAGAUGGAUCCACCAUCUCAUUCAGGCAGGUCACCGGCAAAGUUCCGAUCGUCAGCCAUUGUCCGCUUGGGAAACAGUACAUCGUCAGGCCGGCCGUCCCGGGUCGCACUAAAGAUUCCGAUGCCACGUUUUUGCUGCACGAGGUCGAGAUCCGAGACGAGUUCUGGAACUCUUCGGAUGGCAAGCGCCAGCUAGAGUCUCUCGAAGAAGAUCUCAACGCGCUCAAGCUCUUCCGCCACGACUACGUCUCGUCCGUGUAUGAGUUCAAGAUCGAUCGUCGCGAGGACGGCUGGAUGAUUCAGAUCCUGACCGACUAUCCCGACCUUGGCGCGCUCGAAGAUUUGCUGACCACCGUCGGCACCGUCGCCGUCAACGUCGCGCGCGAGUGGACUAUCCAGCUCUUAGAGGGUCUUGAAGAUCUCCACAAGCGGGGAUUUUAUCACAAGACUCUCGAUCUGCGGUCGAUCGGACUCUUCCGCGACUAUGCUCUUUCUCGAACGAUUGCAAAGAUUUCUAAUGUGAGUUACUAUUCGCGGCUUGAAGAGAUGGACACUGCACAUCCUUUCACAGCCAACAGUGGCGCCAAAAGCCUCAUCCCCAAACGAUGGCCUGCGCCAGAGCUCAGUGCCGAAGACGGCACGCGGCCGAGUCGCAAGUCGGAUAUCUGGGACUUUGGCAUUAUUUUCACGCAGAUGCUGUUUGGCAAGUCGGUCACAAGUGAAUUCGAAUCUCCUUAUACUCUCCUAACGGACGUUGAACUGCCCGAACCUGUGCAUGACUUUAUGACCCGCAUCUUCAAGCCGAAUCCAAAGAAGCGACCGUCGGCGUUUGAGCUUCUACCGUCGCAAUUUCUCCGCAACAGCGCUCCGUCUGCGGUCUUGAACUUGGCUCCGUCGUUGCAGAUCCCGGGUGGAAACAGCAGCGGUUUUGCUGCUCAGCAGCAGAUGCAGCUACAACCUAUAUCCGGCAGCAUGCCGAUGGCAAGGCGCGCAAGCUCCUCAGUCGACGGUCGAAGCACGAGAUUUUUUGGCCGCGACGAUGUAGUCGCUCAUUCGCGGUAUCUGCAGGAUUUCGAAGAAGCUCAAUUACUCGGAAAGGGAGCGUACGGCGAAGUCGUGCGUGCUCGAAACCGGCUCGAUGGGCGGUUUUACGCAAUCAAGAAGAUUCAUCAUACGCAGGAUAAGCUGACGAGCAUUCUCAGCGAAGUCAUGCUGCUCUCACGGUUAUCGAACCAGUACGUCGUUCGUUACUUCACCGCCUGGCUCGAGGAAGAUCUCUCAUACGGCAGCGAGGUCGCGGUCACGAAUGAUGAGGAUAGUGACGACUUUGAAGAUCUCGGAGCGACAUUCGAUAGUGAAGAUAAUGACGACGACGACGAUGACGACGACGACGACCGGAAAUUGCAUUCUACGCAGGAGUUUGACUCUAUGAGCGGACUUGAUUCGAUGAGCGGGCUUGACAUUAUGUCAAACUCGAUGCAAGAUCUAAACAUCGAAUUUGGCUACGACAGCGACAACGACGAAACCGGUGGUAGAUGUCGCGGCACUAGCUCUCCGGCUCCCGGAUCAACCGCAACAUCGACGACGGCGGCGGCGGCGUCAAUACAGGAGUUUACCCGUCGGCAUCGGCAGUCUGAGAGUUUAGCACAGUACGUUCGCAGUACUUUGUUCAUCCAGAUGGAGUACUGCGAGAAACACACCCUGCAGGAUUUGAUCAGAGACAAUCUGUACCAAAACCCGGAUGAUUACUGGCGACUUUUUCGGCAGAUUCUCGAGGCUCUCAAUCAUAUCCACAGUCUCGGAAUCAUUCACCGUGAUCUCAAGCCCACGAAUAUUUUCAUUGACCAAGCGCAGAACGUGAAGAUUGGAGACUUUGGGUUGGCGAAAAAUGUGCACAGUGAAAAGGCAUCGAGCGGUACGACGCCGGUGGGCGACGAUCUGACGUCAGAUGUCGGCACCACGCUCUACGUGGCGGCAGAGGCGAUUGGUGACGGAAAUUACAACGAGAAAGUCGAUAUGUACUCUCUUGGCAUCAUCUUCUUUGAGAUGUGCUACCGAAUGCAGACCGGUAUGGAGCGCGUGCAGGUCCUGCUUCGUCUGCGUCGAAAGUCUGUGAUUUUCCCGCCUGAUUUCCCCGUCGGUCGACGGCUCGAGGAGAGCAUAAUCACCAGUCUCUUGGACCAUGAGCCUGCCAAGCGGCCUAGUGCUGCUGACCUGCUGCAAUCCGGACAACUACCCGUACUCGUUGAGGACGAGAUGAUCCAGCAAACGCUGCGCAGUCUGACGGAUCCUGGGUCACCGUGGCUAUCGCAAGUUCGCGACGCGCUGUUUUCCAGAGCCCAUGACCAUGUCAAGGACGCACUCUACGAUAAACCUCCUCGGUUCCAAAGCGUGAACGAGCUUGUUCUCCGCGGCCAAAUCAAAUCCAAGCUGACUGCGAUCUUCCGUCACCACGGUGCAGUCGAGGUGCCGAGCCAGUCCGUCGUGUUCCCCAAAUCUCCAAUCUACAACCUCCCGAACCGGUUCGUCCUUCUCGAUGUGUCUGGCACAGUCCUGCAACUACCAUUCGAUCUCACACUCCCCAAUGCGCGAAUGCUCGCCCGCGCCCGUCCUCCGUACCGCAGAAGUUUCUCGUUCGGAAGCGUAUACCGGUCCGAAGAUCCGUCGGGCGGAGGCGAACCCCGCGGCUUUGGAGAGGUCGAUUUCGACGUGUUGUCGACCGAUCAGGCGGAUUUCGCGAUCGCAGAGGCGGAGGUCAUGAAGGUGCUUGAUGAGAUUGUUGACGAGUUCUUUCCGACGAAACGGCAGUUUGCUUGCUUUUCGAUCAAUCAUGCUGAUUUGCUGGAUAUGAUUCUGGAUGCGUGCCGCAUCAAUCAGGCUCAGCGGCCGAGCUUGAUUCUUCUGUUGAGUAAGGUUGGAGUUUCCGUCAGCAUGAAGGAUGUCAAGAACGAACUGAAGCAAAAGUCCACAAUCUCCUCUGCUGCCUUGGCGGAUCUCGAGAGGUUUAAUUUCAGAGAGAGCAUCGACAAAGGAUUAUCGCGCAUUGCGACGCUAUUCGAGUCCUCACGCUAUACGAACGACCACUUCAGCUACGUGGCAAGCCACCUCCGCAAGGUCGAUCAGUUCAUGAAGAGUUUCGGGAUCAGCAAGCGGAUCUAUCUGGCCCCGCUGAGCAACUAUAACGAGCGCUACUACCGCCACGGCGUCAUGUUCCAGGUCGCGAUCGAAGAACGGUUGAAGAACCGUGUGCUCGCGUGCGGCGGACGAUAUGAUAGUCUGAUCAAGUUUUAUCAUCAUUCGAUGCUCAACGAUCGGCAGGUCGGUGCUGUCGGGUUCAAUCUCGUGUGGGAGUAUCUGGCGGCUAUGAAUCCGCGCGCUGAGUCGAUGGUCGGAGGCGGAGGCAGCAGUGCCGCAGCGAGCAACAGCAACAGCGGCGCGAACGUGGUGAACGGCAGCAGCUAUCACAGCGGUAGCAAUAAUCACUAUAACCUCUCGACAUCAGUCUGCGACGUCUUAGUCGUGUGCUCGUCGGUCGAUAUCGCGACCCGCAAAAUGGCUGUCGAGGCCGCGAAGGAUCUCUGGGCGGUCGGUAUCACGGCCGAGUUGGCAGCCGUCGGCUCGUCUACGGAUAGCUUGCUCUCGUACGCGCGCGCGUCCGGUAUGAACUGGGUCGUGAUUGUAAAGUCGCAGGCUAGUACCUCGCACGCGACCUUCAAGCCUUUGAAAGUGAAAAACAUGUCGCGCACGCGCGACGACGAGGACCUCGACUCGUCCGAGCUGGUGGGCUACUUGCUGCCCGAGAUCCAGGCACACUCGUCGCGAUAUCUUCUUUCCGGCGCCGGCGGCGGUAUCGGGCUCGGUGGCAUUGGCGUCGGCGGAAGUAGCGGCAGUGGCAGCGGCGGCGGCUCGGGCAGUGGCAACGGAGGCGGUGGUGGAAGCGGCGGCGGCGGUGGCGGGAGCGGGAGCUACAGCUACAGCGGGUCGGCGGCGAGACACCACGGCAGCGGCGGGAUGAUCCAGGAUGUGACGAUAAUCACCAACGACCUCGAACGGUACGAGAAGAACGCGAAGCAAAACAAGGGUGGCGCGCGGAAGCUCAACAAGCGACUGAUUGACGAGCGUGCGCACGAGGCGGUGUCGAGCACGAUCGCGUCGCUUUCGGACGCGCCCGUGUUUGCGGUCGAUUUCAAGAACGAGCUGAUGUCGCUUAUCCCUGCGUGUCCGCUGAUCCAGACCGAGGGGUGGCGGAAGAUUGUGAAUGCCGCGCCGGCGUCGCAGAGACAGUAUAUGGGUCGGUUGCUGGACGCGCUGGUGGCGGAGGCGGAGAAAGGUGCGAAGCAGGCGAUUGUUUUUUCGUUUCGGACGGAGAAGGUGAUAAUCUUGGACUUGCAGAGGUGAGGGGUCUUUAUAUAUUAUUUCUUGCUUCAUUGUACUGUAGUCAUACUCAUAACUUGUAAUUUAACGAAAUGAAUAUUAUUAUACACUGGUUCUGUAAUCUAGUAUACAUGACAAGGAAAAUCAAAGAACUCCAUAGUAGUAAAUGAAACCGACUUUUAGAUGCGACAAUCAGUACUUGCGUCUCUUUGCCGGCUGAAGCGCGGUACUCUGUUCGCGCUGUAAUUUUUC
Messenger RNA from Myxozyma melibiosi, 5688 nucleotides. RefSeq lists its product as uncharacterized. The transcript has 4 exons. Gene Ontology annotation, cellular component: cytoplasm; cytosol; nucleus. Gene Ontology annotation, molecular function: ATP binding; protein binding; eukaryotic translation initiation factor 2alpha kinase activity. The coding region runs from base 283 to 5460 and encodes 1725 amino acids. The record is from RefSeq and is a predicted model, not a curated record. Lineage: Eukaryota; Fungi; Ascomycota; Lipomycetes; Lipomycetales; Lipomycetaceae. Gene Ontology annotation, biological process: regulation of translational initiation by eIF2 alpha phosphorylation; negative regulation of cytoplasmic translational initiation in response to stress; DNA damage checkpoint signaling.